UUCCAUCUCGGCCUAUAAAAGAUGGGCCGGCUUAGACAGUCUCACUGGAUACUCGCUCUAGCACGAUGCUCAUGUAUUUGACCUUGGUGUGUGUGGCGCUUGCAGCCGGCGCAUGUGCGCGCAAUGUGAAUGAGUGGGAUGUUCAGCCCAAACUAACAGGUGAAGAGUUUUCAGUUCUUCAAGAAGAAUUCAACGUAUUGAAGGAACUCAUUGAAACACAGGGGCAAGAAAGCAACGAGCUCAAAACGAUCGGCUUGACAGGUGGUCUCCAGCUUGGACCGAUCGCCUUCAGUGCUAAGCUGGACCAUACUGUCUCCCAUAUUGGCAUCGGACAGAAGCUGAUAUUCAAUGACGUGACGACUAACGCUGGAAGUGCUUACAACGUGCACGCUGGUGUAUUCACUUGUCCGCGAGCUGGACUCUAUCUAUUUUCGUACUUUAUUGGCAAGGGAACAACGGGCCAGGCAUGGUUUAGACUGAUGAAGAACGGAAUUGUCAUAAACGGUGCCGUCGCGGAUUCUGUCAGUAAAUAUCACGAUACCCAAGGCGGAAAUGUUGCAGUUCUGGAUCUGAAAAUCGGGGAUUCCGUCUAUGUUGAGUCGUUUCAUCAAAAGUCCGCCCAAGUCUACGGCGACAGUGGCUUCGUCACAUUUUCGGGUGUUUUGUUAUAGACAUUCGUUAUAUGAUUUAUCACGAUAUAAAAGCAUAGUCAACUUUUGAAAGUCUAUCUUCAUUGCAUGUGUUUGUGUCAUGACGUUUUAUAAUCGCCAUUACCAAUUUACAAUAUCAGACUCCUCUUCUCUUGUAUCACGCUUCACGAUAUAAAGGUAUAGUAUACGUGUGAAAAUAUUCUCUCUUUAUUAUCUGUGUUUGUAUGUAUAUUUGGUAUGUACUUGAAAGAACGUUCCAGAGAAGCGACUCAUAACGAGUAAAUGAUUUCGUCACACAAGAAAACAAAUGAACGUAAAACAUUGAUAAAUCAAGAUAAUGAUGUCUGAUCAGGAGUUUGUCAAUUUUAAAAGUCUAUCACAGUCUUUUUGUAUUAUGUAAUUUCUUUUUCGAGUUUGUCUCAAAAACAGUUGCCGAAUUAAAAACGAGUUUGUUCUCACACAAAUCGGUUAAGCAGAACACCAGCAAAUAAAAACUUUAAUUGUUUUGAAAGACUCUUGGUUUUGUGGAACAAACUCAUUUUUUGUGAUCGCCUUUGCCAUUUUAUAUUAUAAAGCUGUCGUUCUGUUGUAUGAUGCUUCAUGAUAUAAACGCAUAAUCUACGUGUCGAAA
Mya arenaria is the source of this 1281-nucleotide messenger RNA. RefSeq names its product complement C1q-like protein 4. The transcript is spliced from 4 exons. The coding region runs from base 66 to 671 and encodes 201 amino acids. NCBI's taxonomy places the organism in Eukaryota, Metazoa, Mollusca, Bivalvia, Myida, Myidae. Gene Ontology annotation, molecular function: protein binding. The record is from RefSeq and is a predicted model, not a curated record.